GUGAGACGCGCGUUGCAGAACCUAACAAGUAGUAGGAGUUCAGCUGAUCCUGUUUACUUUACGUGAAAGGGAUUAUUCCAUUGUAUUGGUGGAAGAAUUCCUUGUCAGUCAGCAUUCAAAGGGGUUAAUAGCGCUUACGGAAGAAUUGCCGUAAACCAUAGAUGGCCGAUUGGAUAAUUCAACAACACAGAGGAUUCCCUAGGUGAAUGGGAGCUCCGGUCGUUAACCCCUUAAUGUACAAACAGCGUGGAGGAUUGUUGGUUCCUUUUUCCUUCCCUCUAACUUAGAGGGGUCAGUGAUCCUCAACAUGAUGCCAGGAGAGACUCACUCCAAAGCAGGUGGCAUUGCUUCAGAGGCAGCAGGGACCUGUCAAAACUGCACAGCUUUACAGCAGAAUUUAAAUGAAUAUGUAGCUGCUCUAAUUGCCCUGAAGCAAAAAAUAAUCGAUUCUGACCACCUGCUUACGGAAUACCAACAGAAGUGUGAUGAGCUUCAAUUUUCUGAAAGGGAGAAUGACACCCUGCGACGCCAGCUGGAACAGAUGUUACAGAAAAUGUCUUGUCAGGACCACAACACUCAGGAGCUGCAGUCCUUAAGAGAGGAGCUGGAAGAAAAAAUGUGCACUCUCAAGAUUUAUCAACAAACACAAUUGGAAUAUACGAAAGUCCAAGAAGAAUGUGCUAAAAGUGAUUUGGCAAAAAAGAAACUGGAAGUGAAGUUGAAGAAGAUGGAAGAGGCUGCCACAAGGCAAUUUCAAGAUUUAAAAAAAUUAAAACAUGGAAAAAGGAUGUUGGAAAAAGAACUGAAGAAGGCACAGAAAAGACUUAGCGUUUAUCAAAGAAAACAUGUGAGAAGUCGGAAAGCAAUGAAACAUGCCCAGACCCAGAUUGUAAAUGAGCCUGUUAUGAAUAUGGAAAAGAAGCGAAAAAUGAAACUCUUAUUACAAGAAGUAUUGGCCUGCCUAGACUCAUCAGAUAAACAGAAUGAUACACAAAUAUUAGAUGAAGAUCAGUGCAGAGUUCCAGAAAUAAAAUUAAGAUCAGGCAAAUACUUUGGAGUCCUUUUUAACCAAAUACAUAUAUUUUUCUUUACAGAAAGAAAUAUUAUAAGUAAAGGUAGAAAACAGAAGAGCGAUACAGAUUGUACAAUGGCUCCAAGUCAUAGCAGCCCUUUGUUUAAUCCAGUCCUUAGUAAUACAACAGCAUUGUCUGUUAUCAAUGUACCAUCUGAAUCUAGCAGAACAAGAAACUCCAAGAACAAAAGUUUUGAAGAAACUGCAGCAGACUGCAAUGGGGACAGUGCUUUUUACGAGGAUAAAACUGCUGACCUUUCUGUACCCAGAGAUUUAAUUGAUAGCUACACAGAAGUUCCAGAAAUUGAUUAUACAGAGACUGAUGAAUUCCUUGCCAUUUUGGAAUGGGCAAGACCUCUUCCACCUCUCUUGUCUCCAGUACAGUUUUCUCCAUCUGAUACAAAGGGUGGUCUUUUUGGAGAAUUUACAGAUUCUAGUGAAGAGGACAGCUCUGUUAAAUUUUCACCAGAUGCCACAAUGGAUUACCAGAAUUCAGAAGUGAACACUGCCUCUGUCCCAGAGCAAGAUGAUGUUGCUGACACUUCAACAUUUGAUACUUUUAAGAAUAUAAAUAAAGAUGGUGCCAUUUCAGUCACUACAGAAAGCUUAACCAACAAAGCAGGGGUUUGCUCUACUUCUGAAAACAUCAGCCAAACCUAUGAAAGUACAGAUGUUCUGAAUGAAAAGCAAAACCAGUCUGAAAACCAUAUUCCUAUGUUGCAAACAAAAUCUUCAUCUUCUUCCUCUAUUAAUAUAUUAAACGAGUCUAACAACUCUAUCGGCUUGGACUGUGGAAAUGUGCCAACAGAUGUUAUUGAUAGCAGUAAAGACAACAGAGAGUUGUCAGUGAUGCAAACAGAAGAUCAAGGUAUUUCUUUAGAUAAUUUAGAUGACAUGGAGUUCAGUGGCAAUGAACACUCUGCACUAAUAGAGAGAGCCUCCUCAAACCCUGUACUUAACAGUAACAUAAAGAACAUUUUGUCAGUUGAGCAAACACAUAAAGCAUUAAGUGUUACUGUUUUGGUUGAGGACUUGGAACAUAAAGAAGAGCCCAACAAAGGUGUCAGUGUAUUAACAUCAGUCGACUUGUCUGGAAAAAGUGUUACCAUUUCGGUUCAUGACAUGGAACAUAAAGAAGAGCCCAACAAAGAUGUCAGUAGCUUAACAUCAGAUGAAUUGUGUGCAGCGAGAGUUACUGUUUCGGCUGAGGACUUGGAACAUAAAGAAGAGCCCAACAAAGAUGUCAGUGUAUUAACAUCGGAUGACUUGUGGGGAAAAAGUGUUUCAGUUGAGAAUGUGGAACAUAAAGAAGAUCCCAACAAAGAUGUCAGUGUAUUAACAUCAGAUGACUUGUGUGGAAAAAGUGUUACUGAUUCGGUUGAGAACGUGGAACAUAAAGAAGAGCCCAACAAAGAUGUCAGCGCCUUAACAUCAGAUGACUUGUGUGGAACGAUUGUUACUAUUUCGGCUGAGGACUUGGAACAUAAAGAAGAGCCCAACAAAGAUGUCAGCGCCUUAACAUCAGAUGACUUGUGCUCAGAAAGUGUUUCGGUUGAGAAUGUGGAACAUAAAGAAGAGCCCAACAAAGAUCUCAGUGCAUUAACAUCAGAUGACUUGUGUGGAAAGAGUGUUACUGUUUCAGUUGAGGAAUUGGAACAUAAAGAAGAGCCCAAUAAAGAUGUCAGUGUAUUAACAUCAGACGACUUGUGUGGAAAGGGUGUUACUGUUUCGGUUGAGGAAUUGGAACAUACAGAAGAGCCCAACAAAGAUGUCAGUGUAUUAACAUCAGAUGACUUGUGGGGAAAAAGUGUUGUGGAACAUAAAGAAGAUCCCAACAAAGAUGUCAGUGUAUUAACAUCCGAUGACUUGUGUGGAACGAUUGUUACUAUUUCAGCUGAGGACUUGGAACAUAAAGAGCCCAACAAAUAUGUCAGCGCCUUAACAUCAGAUGACUUGUGUUCAAAAAGUGUUUCGGUUGAGAAUGUGGAACAUAAAGAAGAUCCCAACAAAGAUGUCAGCGCCUUAACAUCAGAUGACUUGUGUUCAAAAAGUGUUUCGGUUGAGAAUGUGGAACAUAAAGAAGAUCCCAACAAAGAUGUCAGCGCAUUAUCAUCAGAUGACUUGUGUGGAAAGAGUGUUACUGUUUUGGUUGAGGAAUUGGAACAUAAAGAAGAGCCCAACAAAGAUGUCAGUGUAUUAACAUCAGAUGACUUGUGUGGAAAAAUGCAUGCACUUGUAAAAUCCAAGGAUACUUCAUGUAUAAGAGACAUUCCCACCCAUUGUGAUUUACCAAUAGAUAAGUUUCCACCUGUGGACAAAAGUAUUGGAGAGAACAAUAGCUUGUUAAUAGGUAAGGCUGUAGAUAACAACAGUAAUCAAAACAAAACUGCACAUGAGGAUGCUGAAAAAGAAGUUCAUAUUGUUGGACAACAAAAACACUGCAUAGAAUACACACAUUCUGGAGCUAAAAAUAAUCAUGUCUCUAAAGAAAACCAAGUUAUGAAAAACAUCUGUGCAACGGCCACAAAUGAAGCAUUAACUAAGAGCAGUGAAGAAAAUGCUCAGCCGUUUGACAACUCCACAGUUUUGUCUUCUAUAUUAGAAGAUGAUGAGUCUAUGCAGGAGCCAAUGGAAUGGGAUCCUACAGAAACAAAAGAUAGUGUUGUAGAAUCUGAAAGACAGUUAACAGAACAAUCAAACACAAUGUCAAAUGAACAAGAAACAUCUCAACUGUCUAAAAAUAGUGGCCAAAAACAUGAAGCAACUCUUAAACCUCAUGUGCCUGAAAGGACUUCUGAAGAUGUGAAUUCUACAUCCCCCAUAACUUCGGCUGCUGAUCAAGAUAAUGCAGACCAGCUAAUAAAUUCUUGUAACACCAAUAAUCAGAAAGUCAAAAAUUGUUCCAAAAAUCCAGAAUCUGUCAAUUGUGCAUAUGAUACUCAACAAGAUAACUGCAGUAAACAGAAGCAAAUGUCUGAGGAGUAUAUAGUCUCUGACCAAAAUUAUGAAAAAACAGAAUAUUUGACUUGUAAUGAAUCUAAAUCUUCCAAGAGCUCAUCUAAAAAGAAUAAGCAGAACUCUGUUAUAGGUCCACUCCUUGUUCAUACAGUACAUGACCAUUUAACUGAAAUUGACACUGUACUGGAAAAUAAAAUAAGCAAUACUGCUGAACCUAGUGUUGAGGCUAUAGUACUUAAGAACAGUAUUAACAUUUCUUACAAUUUUCCUGUGCCUACCAUAGAAGAAAUAACUAAUAAGCUAAUGGCAAUAGACCUUACCACUUCCAUUAACAACACUAAAAGUUCUUCCAAAUCUGCACCAUGCAUAUUACAAAGUAAAAGUGACUCUUUAAAGAACUGUAUCAAAGAUAAGCUAUGUUCUCCAGUGAGUAACGAAUCGUUUCAUAAGAUUUCUUUACACACAGAUCCUGAAUGCACUGAAAAUACUACUGUUUCUCCUAUUUCUGAAGAGGUGAAUCCAACUUCUAGUGAACUGGUGGAAAUGGUUGUUCAUACUGAAAAGUGUGUCACAGUUAUUACUGAUAGCCCUUCACCUACCAAAAUUGUUAGCUCUGUAGAAAAGCAAAUAUUAGAAACAGAGCAGCAGAAUUCCGAUGAAGCAUCCACUAACGUUAAAGAAUCAUGCAUUGAAUUGGUUGCUUCUGAGUCAUCAGAAAACACUGUCCAUCGACUCUUUACAGCUGCUAGUCCAUGCACAGUGGAGAAAAAAGACAACGUUCUUGAACCCUCCAACAAAGACUAUUUGGAGUCUGUAGUUCAUGACGCCUUACAAAACGGUGAAACUAAAAUUUCGGAAGAGAAGUGUGACUUAAACAACACACAAAUCUACAGUAAAAAAUAUAUAAAUAAUGAGGUCUCUUCAGAUUCUAGUGAUGAAUCAGACGACUGUAUUCCUUUACGUAAAGUGAACUAUGGAAAUACCAGUACUCAUAAGUUGUCCAGAACUUCAAGUAUAAUAAGUAAAGACUGUUCACGCCUAGCAAUUAAUACAUUAAGUUGUAGUGGUAAUGAAAACUUAGUAGCUGACAGAAAAACAAAGAUGAGAGAUGUGACUGGACUAUGUGAAGAACACAAAAAAGAUGAUGUUAAAGUAAAUGAUAAAAAAGAAACCAAACAGAGUGAUAUCUCCUGUACAGCUUUAUGUUCUAAUAUUACAUCCAUGAAAGAGCUAGAUAACCAUUCUCCCCCAGUUGCUUUAGCACAAAAUGUUCCAGCCAAUAAUUGUGCUGAUAUGAAAGUUAAUACAUCAAUUCAAAAUGCUAUAUCUGCUACUUUGAAUACAGCAAUGAAGGAACAUGUUUGCAGGAAAGAUAUUACAGAAGAGGCUCCCAUUGAUACCAAAGCAGAAUCCUUUUUUAAAAAGGCUAAUGAACAACAGGAAGUUGACGUUUCUUUAUCAGAUAACUUGGAGUCUAACAAGAAUUGUGUUCAGCAGACAGAGCAAAAUGCUGAAGCAAACGACAACAUACAACUGCCUGGUAAAAACUUAAUCUGGAAUUUUAAAAUGUUUGACAAUUCUUCCUCAGUUGUUUUGACACCAAACGUUCCAGCCACUAAUUGUACCGAAGAAGAAAAAAAUCCAACAGUCAUGAAGGAAAAUAUUUCCCUUCAAGAAAAUACAGACGAGUCUCCUGUUGAUACCAAAUCAGAAUCUGCAAAUGAACAGGAAGCGGAACUUUCUUUAUCGGAUAACUUGCAGUCUAACAGCAAUUGUGAUGAACAGUCAGACCAAACCACUGAAGCAACCCACAAAAUACGGCUGCCUGGGAAAAACUUGAUCUGGAAUUUUAAAAUGUUUGAUGAUGAUGUUGAUCCUAGAGCACCACAUAAUACAUUAAAACGGCAAAAAGCAAAAGGUGAAAAUCGAAAGGGAAAAGAAAUGUUUAGAAAUCAUGAUGUAGUGCCUAAUGUAAAUGACCAAUCAUAUUCAAAUAAUUUUGAAAACUCGCUACCUAUUAUGCAGGCAAGAAAGCGAAACAGUCGUUCUUUUAAAAGUGUAACAAAGUGUAAAGGUAAUGUACAAAAUAAUCAGAUAGAACAAACUGUUUUAGCAAAUGCAGAUACAUCUACAAAAACAGAACAUUCACCAGAAACACUAAACAAAGUAAGGUCAGAAAUGGGUCCCCCACUCCCACCUUUACUGGGUCCUCUGAUUGCAACCCCUCCAAGAAGUCUGCCGCCUUUAUCACCAGUUAGGUCUUCCUCAAGUCGUUCAUCUUUGCCUUCCCCUCUUGAUGAUCUAAUAUCCCCAUUACGGAAAACUCCAGUGCCACCACUAGUGUCACCGUUGUCUGACAAAAAGAGAUACAAAUCUCCUAUGUUCACCACACCAUCUCCUUCAGAGAAAGCAAACCGAAGAAUUUUGUCUUCACCUUUACAGUUUUGUGCCGCCACGCCUAAGCAUGCUCUUCCUGUACCUGGUAGGCUUCCUCCAUCUGCAGCUGCAAAUUCGACACCAAACGUUCAGGAAAAUUCUGUUAAAAUUCUUGAUACAAUGUAUCCAGAGUUAUCUGCACGGGCAAGAACCUUGAACAUUCUCAAAGGAAAUAUUCAGCUUAACAGGUGCCUGCCUGGUGCCUCCAAGGCUAUGCCUGUUAACCAGAUAACAGGUUUCAAAACAAUUUCAUCCUCUUCUACUGCUUUCAGUAAAACUGGAAGUAACUCAAAAACAAACAAGGACAAACCAAGAGACACUGAAAGUCAGAGGACAUCCAGUAACUCUGCUCCCAAACGAGGGUUUGAAUCUGGCACAAUGCCUAAAAGUGCUAAAAGAUUACGACUGGAGUCUCCAGUCACAGAAACUCUCAAAGUGUCUUUAGUGUACCCUUCAAGUAAAUCUAUCUCAAAAGCACAGGGUACAUAUUGUAGUAGUGACAAACUGGUUCCUGAGAACACUGUUCCUGUUGCAAUUAAAGAUGAAGACACUGUGGCAAAUGCUCUUAAGAAAGUUGAAGAGUUAUGCUUUGACCUUCUGCCUGUAAUUAGAAGCCAUGUUUUUGUGGGGACCAUCCCUUCUGUUCCAGUUAUGCGAAACGAGGAGAAGGAAGUUAUAAGUGAAUUUAUUGGCACGAAAAAAAUUUUAGUGGACAAUUUCUUAAAUACUAUUCUAAUGAAACUUAAGACUGAAAAGGCAUCACUGGACCACAAUUAUCUACAGGCUCUCUGCAGAGUGUACGUAGGCCUAUGUCGUCAACUGGGAGACUUAGAAAGAGCCCGCAUUCUCUGCUACAGCAUUCUAAAAGAAGAUUUUCCAGAACCUGACAAGCUAGUCCUGUUUGUUAUUAGCACAUGGAGUGAUCUUUUGUCUGUACAUGGUGUGAUGAAUAAAGCAAUGCAUGCACUUCUUAAACAGAUCACAGAAGGAGAGGUUCUGAAAUGCCUGAGUGCUUAUCUGAACUGGGAAAAGACUCCACCUGUAUCCGUGAGCAUUGUACUCUCUAGUGUGUUAAUGGCUGUACAGUUCUGUCCUGAUGUAAAAUUCCAACAUAGUGAAAAGUUUGGCGAAGACUUGACUGACAGCAUAUGGGAGUAUGUUUUUGCAGUCGAUCUCUUGUGCAACUAUCAGAAAUGGAUAUGGAGUCAUGACAAUGUCAUAAGCAAAGAGCUUUGGCCAAUUUUGGAUAAAUGGGUGAAACGUAAGAAGGGUAAUAUAACCGUUCCAUUUGUCCCUGAUGUCAUUGUGGCUACUGUCCUCCGCAUGGUUGGAUAUUUAUGUCGAAUGGGUUUAAAAGAAGGAUUUAUGACGGCUGUGAAGAAUAUCAGCUCUGUUAUUGUUGCAUUUAUUCAACAUGCAAAAGAAGAAGAUAUGCCCUGGGGUGUGCAGUUGGCUGCUGUGUAUAUGCUUUUUGAUCUUGCUCCCAGUGACUCAGAUGUUAUACAUCAAACAUUACAGGCAUGGCGAAAAACGGCGACCAAUAACAUCCCUCCAGCUGUCACUACUGGCCUAACAAAUCUUGCAUCAAUGUGUUCUCUAGAAGACAAAGCUGUUUUUCACAAUAAGCCCUGAUUGCUUAAGAUGCCAGAAAAAAUUACCUUUUUGCAACAAAAGGGUGUUGGAAGUGCCUUUUUUUAUGCACUUUGUUCUAGAAGGAAAAAGCCAUUAACCAUGUAUAUCUUUUUCAUGUUGUAACUAUUUUUUUUAUGUUUUUGUAAUAAUGAACCACAAAAAUCUCAGCAAAUUUGUAAAUUAACAUGUGUACUUAUGUAAAUUUUUGUAAAAUAAAUUGAGGGAAAUGCCUUUUCUGAGAGAUUUUAACAAAAUCUUAAACAUGCAGUCUACCCAAAGCCCAGCUUGAAUUAAUGCCAGAGAUAUGUUACAGGUAUUAUACAAGGCAAGUGUGUUUACCAACUGCAAACACCCGUGUACAUGUUUACCAGCGUGUAUGACAUUUACUGCUCUGUUUCUGUACAAUGUCUGCCUUUUUUGAGGUUGAUUUUAUGUAGACUGGCCAAUAAAAAACUAUUAAAUUAUUUACAUUUUUUAUGGUUGGACUGUGGUAAAAUGGCAUACAAACUAAUAUAUCAUUUUUAUUUCUUUAUAUUUUAAUUUUUUUCAAUUAUCGGACUGCCCUAUUUGUCUCUGGUUUAGAACAAUGGAAACAACAGUAAAUGUGUUAAGUAUGCCUUGCAUUUUUACUUAGGUACAUUGGCCUCCAUUAGGUCACUUACUAACUUAGGCUUCUUUCAACAGACUAAUAUAUUCAAUAUCACAAACAUAUUAGAAAGUAUAGCUACAUUAAAAAUCACUGGAAUGCUAUAUUCUGUAUAUACUAUCCUGCUUGAGUGAAUUUCCUUGUUGCUUAACUGCUAAGUUCUACCAACUUUUAACUCACAUUUUAGUUCCUCCAUCUAUCUCAAAAUGCGGACAAGUGUACAUUCUCAGUAUGAGCAGGAUUAUACACAUGCAACACAUACAGGCUGGUCUCUUCAAUGUAUGGUAUAUGUAUGAUAGCCUGAAAUUAGGAUAGUAUUGUAAGGUGGAAAUUAAAUUUUCUGUUCAGUUACUUUUUGUUUGUUCUUGAAGUUUAUUCUACUGCUUAAUUUACAUCUCAUAAAAUGAGUACAAAAUUAAUGAAAAAAGUUUUUUGUGUACUGUAGCAGACAAAAAUACUGCAACUCUUUCUACCCGACUAACCUACUUUUUCCAAUGUCUGUUUUUACAAGCUGUAGGAUCUUGUUUGGCACUUAUUUUUCUGUUGACUGUAUGAUAUCCAGAAAAUGUUAAUUGUACAUUUAAAUUAAAAUAAUAUAAAAAAAAUAAAAAAAGAUUCAUAGAGAUCACUGAGGAAUCCCUGUGAAGGAUGUGUAGUAUAGGCCUAUAAUGUGAGUCACAUUUAAUGUUGUUCCGCUUUUGGAAUUUUAUUUCCUGUAAAUAAAAUUUGUCUAUAACUGAUUUACCCAACUUUAUUUUGAUAUUGUUUAGCAUGCAUCUAAGAUGUUGUGUUUUUUUUGUUUGUUUUUUUUAAUAAAAAUGGAAACAAAUUAAGUUGUCA
Messenger RNA from Bombina bombina (fire-bellied toad), 9584 nucleotides. RefSeq names its product interactor of little elongation complex ELL subunit 1 (gene ICE1). Bases 308 to 8098 code for a protein of 2596 amino acids. The record is from RefSeq and is a predicted model, not a curated record. The transcript has 21 exons. NCBI's taxonomy places the organism in Eukaryota, Metazoa, Chordata, Amphibia, Anura, Bombinatoridae.